Messenger RNA from Betta splendens (Siamese fighting fish), 1923 nucleotides. Its product is annotated as trace amine-associated receptor 13c-like. The record is from RefSeq and is a predicted model, not a curated record. The transcript is spliced from 2 exons. Lineage: Eukaryota; Metazoa; Chordata; Actinopteri; Anabantiformes; Osphronemidae. The coding region runs from base 155 to 1264 and encodes 369 amino acids. Gene Ontology annotation, cellular component: membrane. Gene Ontology annotation, biological process: G protein-coupled receptor signaling pathway. Gene Ontology annotation, molecular function: trace-amine receptor activity.
CGACUCAGUAGAGAGAGGGAAAGAGGCUGGUGUUGACCUCUUUGUCUGACGUAACUGUAGAAGCUAAACCCAAAAUCAUACACUUAAAUCUGUCAAGUCAUAAAAGACAUUUUUUCUGGCUUCGCUCUUUCAUGUUGACCUCCAGAUUCCAGUCAUGUGUUUCCAUUGUCCAAUAGACAACAAAGGUGACGUGAGUGGGCUUUGGGAGACGGGGGAGGAGCGAGGACUCCGCUUUAAGACGGACCCGGGCUCAGGAACCGCCGCAGCAUCCUCCGUCGCCAUGGCGCCGCUGGAGGCAGCUGAGCUCUGCUUCCCGGAGCUCAACGCGUCCUGCAGGAAGCCGCAGCAGCGCCGCUCCGGCGCCGCGCCGCUCUCCGUGCUGCUCUCCUGCAUCUCUCUGCUCACGGUGCUGCUCAACCUGCUGGUCAUCGUCUCCAUCUCACACUUCAGGCAGCUCCACACUCCCACCAACCUCCUCCUCCUCUCUCUGGCCGUCUCUGACUUCCUGGUGGGUUUCCUGCUGAUGCCGGUCCGGAUCCUCCUUUUAGACGGCUGCUGGUUUUUAGGGAAUUCGCUGUGUGGGCUGUUCUACUACGUCUCCUUCGUCCUCACCUCAGCCUCGGUGGGGAACAUGGUGCUGAUAUCGGCUGACCGAUACGUGGCCAUCUGUGACCCCUUGGGUUACUCCACUAAGGUCACACAUGAGCGGGUUCGAGUGUGUGUGUGUGUGUGUUGGGCCUGUUCUGUCUCCUACAACGGUUCCAUUCUGCACGACUUCCUCAUGCACCCAGACGCAUAUAACUCCUGCUAUGGGGAGUGUGUGGCUGUCAUCAACUAUGUAACAGGAGCUGUAGACGUUGUGUUGACAUUUAUUGGUCCAAUCACAGUCAUCAUUGUUCUGUAUGUGAGAGUCUUUGUCGUUGCUGUGUCUCAGGCUCGAGCCAUGAGGUCUCAGAUCGUGUCGCUCCAGGGUUCGGUUGGUGCCGUCUCUAAGACGUCAGAGAGGAAAGCAGCUAAGACUCUGGGAGUGGUAGUGGUUGUGUUCCUGCUCUGCUUCUGUCCGUACUUCUACCCGUCUCUGGUGGGUCAGGACAUGUCCACCAGUGUGAUGUUUUCUGUUUUCGGCGUGUGGCUGCUUUACUGUAACUCCUGCCUGAAUCCAGUCAUCUACGCCCUUUUCUACCACUGGUUCAGGAAAUGUGUCAAGCUCAUAGUCACUCUUCAGAUCAUGCAGCCUGACUCCUGCGACGCCCACAUGCUUUAGACCUGCUCUUAUUCCUGUCGCCUGCUUUCUAUGAUUGCUUCUUCAUCUGGUCUUUUGUGGGGCCUUAUAUUAACUCUGGUGUCUCUUAUAGUUUGAUCCAGACGUCUCCACAAGCACCUGCUGAACUGAUCCAGACUCAGACCAAGCGAGCAUUAAACUGUAACAUUUAUGAAAACAAUUAGAUGUCCUGAUGAAUUUAAGAUUAGCAACAUCAGAUGUGUUUUUAUUUGACAUUUGACAGUAAAUGAUGCAAACCAUCUGCAGCCAACAUUAAUACAUUUGUUUCAUACAUACACUGCAGAAAAUAACACGUCAUAUAUGAUCAUGUAUAUUUCUUUAUUGGUUUGUUUGAACACAAGCAGAUGUUGUUGCUUCCAUGCUUCUGCUGAUGUGACCCUCUGUGUCAGCGCUGGCUCAGAUCUGUCCAAAUAUUCACACACCGGUAUUUAACAUACACGAGUUCAGGCACAUUGGCUCCAGGUCAUGGAACUGUUUUUAUGUUGUCAUACAUGUUGUUAUAGACCUGAUGUAAGUCAGAAACAGAUUUCAUCUGUGUAAAAGAAAAUCUCUUUAAAUAAAUAAUAAAAUAAUGACAUUUGUUGAUAGUGAUUAUUGGUUCUGUACUUUAGUUUCAUGUGCAUUCAUUUUUAUUAAAUAAA